AUGGUUCAGACACUAGAAGCUAUCAAGGGUGGGGGAGGAUCCAUCAGAGUUGGAGCCACAGGGACAAUAAGUUCUCUGAUGACAAGGGAAUUGGAUUCCAUCAAAUCUUCACCUCGGAGGCCUGUAUCUUUCAGAAGUAAACCUGGAGCAGUACCUCUUUCAGAUCCCUGUGCUGCUUCAGCUCCUAAAAGAGUACAACCAAGAAAGUCAUCUGAUGAGGCAAGCAGCAGCUGCAUUGAUCAAAGAAGCCCUGAGAUUACCAGGAAAACAAAAAGCUACACUAGAAAUACCCAUCGAAUACCAAUGCUCGGCUCUGAUAGUAUUGCUCUAGAUAGGACUCCUAUUAGGGAGAAAACUGACAAGAAAGGAAGUAACAUAGUUGAAAUUGUGGACAUAAAGUGUGGGAACCAGGAUAGAGCAUGGGCUAGCCCUAUAACAAACCGUCUCAAGAAGCUGGGUUUCUCGAAGCUGUCGGAGAGCAUUAUCUAAGCCUGCAACUUCUUCAGAUCGGAUUUAAGGUUCCUGUAACUGAAACCAGAAGUCCCAGUUGGCCUAUUGUUGUCUGCAACUUCCACCAUAGAACAUAUACUUGGUAGGAGCCUGCUGCCUUUCUUUUUCUUCUUUUGGCUUGCUAUCACAGAUUCAAAGGUGGGUCUAGAAUGAGUACUUGAGGAAGCCAUGUCUGUAAUAUGGAAUUGAGGCUUCUGUGAGCUACCUUGGCAGCUUAAUUCAAGCUGGUUGAAGUACUUGAUUUCUUUCAUUAUAAGGGAUCCAACGGUGCCUUUAGUACCUAUUUCUACAGGACUAUGUGCAGCUAUUUCUUCAGGGAUUUUUGUGGCUAUGGUGCUGGAUUUAUACAUGUUUUGUUUGGUUGGUGUCAAGAAGGAGGCUUGUGGCUGAAGGGAGGUGGAUUUGCGUCUUGUCUUGAUAGGGAAGUUGCUCUGAGUCUGGGUCAUUUGGCUUUGCUUUGUACCUGGUGUUUCACUUGAAUUCUUUACCUUUGGUCCUUUUAUUAAAAGUGAAGAGCGUUGGCCUGGUUGGAGGAU
Molecule: messenger RNA, 1046 nt
Organism: Alnus glutinosa
Lineage: Eukaryota; Viridiplantae; Streptophyta; Magnoliopsida; Fagales; Betulaceae
Exons: 1
Coding region: 1-489 (162 amino acids)
Source: RefSeq, a predicted model, not a curated record